AUGGCGCAGCUCAUCCAGCUCACCAAUUACUUCGUCUUGAUCACGCAUGACGACGCCGUCUGCCCUCCACCACAUCAAUUUUUCAUAUUCUCCCCCGCCAACUUCACAACAUCGCCCCCUUCUAGAGCUUCAACUUCAGCUUCAGCUUUCCGGAGUAGCUCUUUGCCAUAUCGACACUGCAUAGCGCUACUUGCCGCCAACGAUACAUCCUCUCGUGGCCCAAGCCCUACCCACCAACUCAAUCCUGCGAUACCGCCACGUCAUCUAGACAAUCCAGGAUUCUCGGAAUCGAUUUUGACUGCCUUUGGUCACCUCAAAGGCAACCCCCCCAACACGGCUCCAGCAGCCGCAAGUCUAGUAUCUGAUCAAGAUUACUCCCUACGACCCAACCGGGACAUCCUCAACACCCGCCCACCUCCUUUUGCUGCAAUCCUCCUCCAUGCUGUUUAUCCGUGUCUUUUCAGAGCGCUAACGACCCCCAAGCGAAACAAUCCAAACAAUCCACUAUCCUCGACCGUUCUCGAGGAUAUGUCACCUUCCGCCACUGAAACCAUUACAACCACCCCAACACAUCUCGAUUCAUACUUCGAAAAUUCGAAGUGUGCGUAUAUCGAGCUCAAUGGCGCGAAUAUUCCCAAACAAUUGAUUGAAGAUGCUCUGAAGACGAGAGUCGAAGACAUUGACCAUGACUCCUGCGAGGCCGGCGAUGAAGACGCGUUCUUCGUAGCGGAUCUUGGCGAGGUGUAUCGGCAACACAUGAGAUGGAAGUUGAACCUACCAAGAGUCCGACCAUUCUAUGCCGUCAAAUGUAACCCUGACCCCCAAGUGAUUCGCCUCCUGGGGGAGCUUGGAACUGGCUUUGACUGUGCUUCCAAGGCAGAGAUUGAACAAGUCCUGAAGAUGGACAUUGAGCCUGAGCGAAUUAUCUAUGCUCAGCCCUGCAAGACAAACUCUUAUGUCCGCUACGCUGCCAGCCAAGGAGUCAAGCAGAUGACAUUUGAUAAUGCGGACGAGCUCUAUAAGAUGAAGAAGCUCUAUCCCGAUGCAGAGCUCUUCCUCCGCAUUUCGACUGAUGACUCGUCGAGCCUGUGCCGCUUGAGUUUGAAGUUUGGAGCUACUUUGGACACAACUGACGAACUUCUUGCUCUUGCUAAGGAGCUGCAGCUCAAUGUCGUAGGCGUCAGCUUCCACGUUGGCUCCGGCGCUUCUGACCCGCUCGCGUUCCUGAAGGCGGUCCAAGAUGCUCGGAUGGUCUUUGACCAAGCCGCUGCACAUGGUUUCUCGUUGCACACUCUCGAUGUCGGCGGGGGAUUCUGUAGCGAGACUUUUGAGGAGAUGGCUGCCGCUCUGAGCGCAGCAUUGGAUGAAUAUAUCCCGGGCCACAUCCGGAUCAUCGGUGAACCAGGGCGGUACUACGUUGCCUCGGCCUUCACUCUGGCAUGCCAUGUCAUUGCUCGGCGCACGAUCAGCGACCCUCCAUCCACCGAACAGAGCCAUAUGCUCUACUUGAACGACGGCCUCUACGGCAACUUCUCUAGCAUCAUGUUCGAUCAUCAGAAUCCUAUCGCCCAGGUUCUCCGAUCAGGCCGCCAAUUCUGUUUCGACACGAUUGCUUCGCGGGAAUCAAGGGGUGGAACCGAAUAUUCCAUCUGGGGCCCGACAUGCGAUGGCAUUGAUCGUAUCACCGAGAGCAUCCGCUUCGAUCACACUCUUGACAUAGGCGAUUGGCUUUACUUUGAGAACAUGGGCGCCUAUACGAAGUGCUCCGCCACUCGGUUCAAUGGCUUCUCGGACGCACACGAUGUCAUUUACGUUGCGAGUGAGCCGGGCGCCAAGGCUUUGCUAGGGAUGAAGUAG
Messenger RNA from Venustampulla echinocandica, 1857 nucleotides. RefSeq lists its product as uncharacterized. The record is from RefSeq and is a predicted model, not a curated record. Gene Ontology annotation, molecular function: ornithine decarboxylase activity. NCBI's taxonomy places the organism in Eukaryota, Fungi, Ascomycota, Leotiomycetes, Helotiales, Pleuroascaceae. Gene Ontology annotation, cellular component: cytoplasm. The coding region runs from base 1 to 1857 and encodes 618 amino acids. The transcript is spliced from 5 exons.